AUGGCUACAGAAUCAGCGAAUACUCUAAGGUCUAAAGCAAAAUAUAAGAUAGUGGAUAUUGUCAGUGAAGGCGAUAUCAAGGGUCUUGUGGAUGGAUGGAACAGCGUAUAUUUUGAUGAUACACCAGUGACAACUCCCAAAUCUGAUGGAACCUUCUAUAACAAUUUUGAUAAUUCUGCUGUCUAUCAUUUGAAAGAAACAAGUGCUUUCAAUGACGGGGUUCCUGUAGGAGAUUUUCCAGAAUCAGAAGUAACCACUGUAUUAAACAAACUUAUCACCAAAUGGAAUCCAGAAGGUGAGACUGAUGUGGGUGACGGUUCUCAUACUUUUACCAUUACUGAUUCCUAUGCGGAUGCUGUCAGAGUGACAAUGAGAGUGCCAGCCCUUACAUAUACGAACCCAAGCAAUGGGGAUAUAAAAUGGACAAACGCAUCUUCUUUGGGUGUUAAAAAAGGAACAAAGGAUGACGGCUGGAAUGAUUUUUCCAAGAAUGAGGCUAGUCCAUCCUAUUCUUCUGGUCUUAAGUUUGGAGUCAGGGUAGACAGAGUAGAUGCCUCUACCCCGAACUACUGUUCCUGGUCAGCCAAAAUUGCUAUACAGUUAAGUCCAGAUAAUGGUCAGACAUGGACUCAUACAUUCAGCAGAGAUGUUUAUUACGGUAAAUGUGAUGGAUGGAUUAGGAACGCAGACCUUUAUGGUGGAGCAGGGAAGUAUAUAAGCUAUAGACAGUCUGGUGGCGGUGCUACUGUUGUUGAUUUUGAAUUUACUGAAGCUCAGAGUCUGCAAGGUUCAUAUAAGGUCAGAACAGGUUGGAUUAAUUCCAAUGGUCAGUUCCAGACUUCUUUUACCUAUAUAAGAAAAGAUGGUAACAAUCUUACAGGUACUCCUGUGCUGAAUGUAACUUCAAGCAAGUUUUUCUACAAAACAACAUAUAAGCUUGAAGGUAAAUGUGUUUCGGCUUAUGACAGAGAUAUUGUUAUCCCUCUCCCCAAAGGUGGAAGUCCAUGGCAGGUCAGAGUAAGCAGAACAAGCGAUGACCACACAUCCAGUUAUUAUAACGAUAAGCUUUAUCUUUAUUCUUACACUUCAAUCGUAAACAAUAAGUUUUAUUAUCCAUGUCUUGAUGGAUUUUAUCUCGAUUUGGAUGCCCAAGACUUCACUGGUAAUGUUCCUAAGAGGUCUUAUGACAUUUACGGUCUGAAAAUCAAGAUUCCGUCAAAUUACAAUCCAGAUACCAGAGAAUAUAACGGAGUAUGGAACGGAACAUUCAAGGUAGACUGGACAGAUAAUCCAGCGUGGAUUCUUUAUGACCUUAUAACAAACAAAAGAUACGGUCUUGGAGAAAAGAUAGAUGCGUCACAGGUGGAUAAAUGGGCUUUCUAUGCCAUAGCACAGUAUUGUGACGAAUCAGUUCCUGGAUAUGGUGGUAUAGGUUCUGAACCGAGAUACACCUGUAACUGCUGUAUUAAUUCUCAGGCUGAUGCAUUGGAACUUAUUCAGACAAUGGCUUCAACAUUCAGAGGUAUGGCAUUCUGGAGUUCUGGCAGUAUAACUCCUAUUUCAGACAAGCCUACUCCUCCUGUAAUAAAUGUAGGUUGUGCUAACGUCAUAGACGGAAGGUUUACCUAUAGUUCUCCAGCAAUAAACACUAUUCAUACAGUUGCCUAUGUUAAGUGGUCUGACCCAGAAAACAAGUAUAAAUCUGCUGUUGAAGUUUACGAAGACCUCGAAGCCAUAGAAAAGUAUGGAUACAACGUAGCUAAUGUAACCGCAUUCGGGUGUACAUCAAAGGGCCUUGCCAGAAGACUUGGUGCAUGGGCUGUAAAAAGUGAAGUGGAUGUUCCUGAUACUGUCACCUAUGAGGCUGGUUUUGACCAUGGCUUUGUCAGACCUGGUGACAUAAUCAACGUAUCAGACCCUAGUUAUACUUUUGAAGAGCUUCUCGGCAGGCUCGUAAAAGUAACGGCAGAAGCUGGCUCAAGAAUGACCGUUAAGCUGGACAGAAAGGUAAAGAUUGUUGCUGGAGACCAGUCUGCAAUAUCUUUUAUACUUCCAGAUGGAACUAUGGCGGAAGCUGACUGUUCAAGCAAUACUACGACCGAAACCGAUACAUUGAAUGUUUCUGUGUCGGCUUUCUCAAGACUCCCAGUUUCUGGUUCGAUAUGGAUGCUAAAGAAGCAGUCUGUUCAGCCAAGACAGUGGAGAGUAAUAUCUGUUUCUGAAUCAAAGAAAAAUACUUACAAGGUGACAGCAACCUUAUUCAACCCUAAUAAGAAUGCUGAAAUAGAAAGAGGGGAAACCUUUCCUCCUGUAAGCUAUACCGCUCUUCCUACCAGCGGUUCAUUGAUGUUGCCUUCCAAUCUUUUCAUAAAGGAAUACUUGUCACAGACAGGAACAGCAAUAUCCACGAACAUAACUUUUUCCUGGUCUAUCCCUCUGGACUUGAGAGUUAUGUACUAUGAAGCCCAGUAUCAGAAAAUUGGUGCUCAGAACGUAUGGAAAAAAUGUCAGCCAGAAAAAACAACUUCUCCAAGUGUUGAUAUCAUAGGUGUUGAACCAGGUGUUUACAACUUCAGAGUUAAGGCUAUGGAUGCAAAAGGUCAGAUUGUUUCCGAUUAUGCCUAUCUUAGAGAUGUGCCUAUUUAUGGUAAACAGCUUCCUCCAUCAAGUGUUUCUGAUUUUAUGGCUGUACCUAAAAUUUCUUCCGUAGAUUUAACAUGGACGGAAAUAGAUGAUAUAGAUUGUGCUGGAUAUGAAAUCAGAGCAAACGGUUCAUCUUGGGAUGACGCUGAAUUCUCCACCAGGGUAAAUGGCAAUUCUUAUUCGUUCACGGACUAUGAUGAAGGCGGUGUUAUAAACUUUUUUAUCAGAGCCGUAGACACAACAGGAAAUUAUUCACAGAAUACUGCAACAGUAAGCUGUAAUGCUGUUGCUCCGCUUGCCUUUGGUGAACCUUAUGCUAUAAUUACAAUUGAAGAAAUCAAUAAGCUUUUCGGUAUAGAAGAACAGGAGUAA
This is a messenger RNA of Cylicocyclus nassatus, 3015 nucleotides long. NCBI's taxonomy places the organism in Eukaryota, Metazoa, Nematoda, Chromadorea, Rhabditida, Strongylidae. The record is from the annotation of a GenBank genome assembly.